UCCUUUGUGACUCUGUCAAUCAUACGUCCAUAAAUUAAUUUCGGUGGUAUAACGCUAUAACUGAUAUUGAUAUUCAGUUUUAUUCUGGAUCUGCGAAGCGACUUCUUUCCCUAACGGUUCGGCUUUUUAUUUAUGUCGGUUGUUAUUUAUGUGUAUGAAUGUCGGUCUCAUAUCUAUAUUCGUCACGCAGUCGUGCAGCGAUUUAAGGAUCAAGCAUUCAAGCGUAUGCAGAGAACCCUGUGCCUGCAUUCAGGAUUAAAACCCCUGGCUUCCCAUAAAAACCGCUGGAAUUUCUUCCUGGACACUAUAGUGUCGCACUGCUUUAGAAUGUAGUCACUGCUGAAAGUGUUGAAUACUGAGACGUCGCACCAUUAUAAUCUGGACGCUCGAUCAUGGACACUAUGGACCUGGUACCCCCGGCCAAACGCAAACUCCCCAUCAGUCUGCGCGCUCGCAAGAUCCUAGCCCGGCAGGGACUGCUCGAUCUGAGCCUGCAGACCCCCAGCAGCACCGGCUGGGAACCGGACAUCCCCACCCCCGCGCCCCUGGAACCUCCCGACGACGUAUCAUCCUCCAGCGACAGUCCCCCCGUCGCCGUCCUCCCCACCCCCCUCGAGACCCUGAAAAACUACGUCCAGUCCGUGGAGAUGAAGCGGUUUGCGCCGGUGGUGCAGCGAUUAAAGGAUCAAGCGUAUGCGGAGAACCCCGUGGGGUUCGUGCAGGAGUUCUUCGCGUUGGGGGCACAGCAGGGGACGUUGGUGGUGUGGGUGGACGGGGGCGAGGUGCAGACGGGGCCGGUGUUGGCCAGUCAGGAUGGGACGCCGCGGUGGGAGCAGACGGUGGAGUUGUGUGGGAGGGGGUUCACGGCGCAGGCGAAUAAUAAGCGGGCGGCGAAGAAUGGCGCGGCGCUGGCGGCGGUCCAGUGGAUUUAUGACUGCCUGGAUGAUGUCCUGUGCAUAAAACUUCCCGGAAAAUCGAAAUUCCCCCCGCAGAUCCCAGCCAGACCGAUCGCCGUUGCGAAACCUGCGGUACCUCGCGUUCUUCCGGGGGAUGCCGAUAACACCUUCGCCAAUCGCGUUGCCGAACUGGUGCAUUCCAAAUACGCGGAGGUCAUGGAGCGGUAUGGUGUGGCGGAGGCGUACCGCCGGUAUGCCGUUCUAGCCGGGAUUGUCAUGGAAAUGGAUGGGAAGAUGGAGUGUAUCUGUGUGACAACGGGGACGAAAUGUAUCGAUGCACAGCAACAGAGUUUAACCGGGCAGACAGUGAAAGACAUGCACGCCGAAAUCCUGGCCAUCCGCUGCCUGAAACGCUUCCUGUGCGCCCACAUCGCCGCGCACGCCUCCAACCCCGCCACCUCCCUCUUCCACCCGGACACCACCCCCCUGACCCCGCGCGCCACCUUCACCCUGUACAUCUCCUCCGCGCCCUGCGGGGACGCCCGCGUCUUCUCCCUGAGCGACCACGCCGACGGGACGGACGCCCACCCGCAGCGGCAGUGCCGUGGGCAGCUGCGCAUCAAAAUCGAAGCGGGCAUGGGCGGCGUGACCGUGCCCCCGGGGCACAGCGGCCGGCAGUACUGGGACGCGGUGCUGGGCGGGGAGCGCAUGCUGGUGAUGAGCUGCAGUGAUAAGCUGCUGCGCCGCAAUGUCGUCGGCGUGCAGGGCGGGCUGGGCGCGCUGAUGCUGCGGCCAGUGUACUGGAAGGCCGUGGUCAUGGGGCAUCUGUGGAAUGGGGAUCAUGUUGGGCGGGCCAUGUUCGGACGGUUGAAACCGGCCGCGGAGACGCUGCGGGAAUUACAGGAAUGCGGCUUUGCCUUCCAAGCGCCGGCCUUGCUGCACAGCACGUACGGCGAGAAACGCCAGAUCACCGUCAAGCACAACAUAGCCGUCGUCUGGCUGACCAACCCGGCCGGCGCCGACCACUUCGAACUCCUCAACUGCGUCAAAGGGAAGACCGUCGAGCAAAAACCCUCCGUGCUCUGCAAGAAAUCAUUGUUGGACGCUUAUCUGGAUGUGUGGGACCGGGCGGAGACCAUUCUGCCGCAUUUGGUGGAGCUGCGCGAUAACUGCCCCUCGCAGCGUCCCACGUACGCCGUGAUUAAAAAUUUAUCCGCGGAGUAUGUCCGCGGGAAGGCGUUGUUUGAGGAGAUGGUGCGCGCCAGUGGGAUUCGGUGUUGGGUGCAUAAAUGCGAGGAAGAGGAGGGAUUUGAUGCGCUUUGAUUUUUUUAUGGUAUUUUUCUUCUUUUGAUCUGUUUUAUGAUUUUAUGUUGUUAUUUUUCGGGGAACGAUUGAUGAUUUUAUUGUGCAUGGGUGUUAGUAUGCAAAUGAUGGUAAUUUGUUACCAAGUUUGAUGGUUAUUUUCGCUGAUUGUAGAUUAAUUUGGUUGGAGUGGGUGAUUGUAUAAAUGUACUUAGGUUGUAUAGAACAUCAACGAAGUAAACGCAUUUCUCGCGA
Molecule: messenger RNA, 2453 nt
Organism: Paramacrobiotus metropolitanus
Lineage: Eukaryota; Metazoa; Tardigrada; Eutardigrada; Parachela; Macrobiotidae
Product: double-stranded RNA-specific editase 1-like
Exons: 4
Coding region: 393-2219 (608 amino acids)
Biological process (GO): adenosine to inosine editing; RNA processing
Cellular component (GO): cytoplasm; nucleolus
Molecular function (GO): tRNA-specific adenosine deaminase activity; double-stranded RNA adenosine deaminase activity; double-stranded RNA binding
Source: RefSeq, a predicted model, not a curated record